Arabis nemorensis is the source of this 420-nucleotide messenger RNA. The record is from the annotation of a GenBank genome assembly. NCBI's taxonomy places the organism in Eukaryota, Viridiplantae, Streptophyta, Magnoliopsida, Brassicales, Brassicaceae.
AUGGCGACAAAUCGGAGACGAAACGAGGAGAUAGAGACACAAAUCCGAGAACUGCCAAGAAAAGAAUCUGAAAGAUCGUUUGAAGCUGUCUCAGAAUCCGACAAAGAAGCAGAGAGAUCCACACCCGCACGUGACAAUAAAACUCAUUCCAAGCAAAGUCCCAAUCUGACAAGGGACCAGAAGAAAGUUAGAGAUAGCUACUUAUUCUGCUGCGAGAAUUUCUAUACUCUUCCCGAGAUGGUCAAUUACAUGAAGGAGAAUCACGGUUUACCAAAGACAAGUGUGACAAAUGUUUUCAGGGAACUCUUGAAAGGUAGAAAUGCGGAAGCAUAUCUGAGAGUGUCACAGAAAAGAUCUCUUCAGAGGUUAGCUCUACAGAGGAGGACUAGUGGAAGCGGUGUAGGUUCUUCGACUAAGUAA